Molecule: messenger RNA, 930 nt
Organism: Penicillium alfredii
Lineage: Eukaryota; Fungi; Ascomycota; Eurotiomycetes; Eurotiales; Aspergillaceae
Gene: met16
Product: phosphoadenylyl-sulfate reductase (thioredoxin)
Exons: 2
Coding region: 1-930 (309 amino acids)
Cellular component (GO): cytoplasm
Molecular function (GO): phosphoadenylyl-sulfate reductase (thioredoxin) activity
Source: RefSeq, a predicted model, not a curated record
AUGCCGGCCAAAAUGCCUGUCAAUUACCCCUCAGAUGUGGACAGUCUCGACUUGCGAGACGCCAACACUGAGUCUGGCUAUGUCAGUGGUGGCUCAAGUGAUGACUAUAUCCCUGAGAUUGUCUUCACCAAGCCUCACCUCCAGUUCCUUAACCGCCAGCUGCAAUUCCUCGAGCCUCAAGAUAUCUUGAGAUGGUGCAUCACCUCGCUCCCUCACCUCUUCCAAACCACUGCCUUCGGGCUGACGGGGCUGGUCACGCUGGACAUGCUAUCCAAGCUGGAGGUGCCGCGGCCACAGAUGGUCGACCUCGUCUUUCUGGACACGCUGCACCACUUCUCUGAGACUCUGUCUCUCGUUGACCGCGUGCGGGAGCGUUACCCCAACAACAACGUGCACGUGUUCAAGCCCGCUGGCGCCCACACUGCCGCGGAAUUUGAGGCCAAGUACGGCUCCCGCCUCUGGGAGGUCGACGACCAGCUCUACGACUGGGUGGCCAAGGUCGAGCCCGCCCAGCGUGCCUACCGGGAACUCAAUGUCCACGCCGUCCUCACGGGUCGCCGCCGCAGUCAGGGUGGCAAGCGUGGUGACCUCGACAUCAUCGAAGUCGACGAGGCCGGCCUCAUCAAGAUCAACCCCUUGGCCAACUGGUCCUUCGACCAGGUCAAGAAGUACGUCAAGGAGAACAACGUGCCCUACAACGAGCUCCUCGACCGCGGCUACAAGAGCAUCGGUGACUGGCACUCGACCCAGCCUGUCUCUGACAACGAGGACGAGCGCUCAGGCCGCUGGAAGGGCCAGCAGAAGACCGAGUGCGGCAUCCACAACCCCCGCUCCAAGUACGCCCAAUUCCUGAUGGAGAUGGAACGCAAGCGCCAGGAGGAGACUCUGACGCAGGCAUUGCAGACGCAGUUGUCCGCUGCCGCUCAGUGA